AUGCGGGCGUGCUUGCGUGCUUCCACCAGUCUAUCUAUCUAUCUAUCUAUCUAUCUAUCUAUCUAUCUAUCUAUCUAUCUAUCUAUCUAUCUAUCUAUCUAUCUAUCCCAGUCUUUUUCUAUCUAUCUAUCUUGGCUAAUCUUCUUAAUCAUGACUUUACCUUUUUUAUCCGUUUACGUUCAUUCUUUUCUUUCAUCUUUUUCUUCUUUCCAUUUUUCCUUCUUUCAUUCAUUCUUUCCUUUCUUUUUCAUUAUUUCCCUUUUCAGUUCUUCAUUCUUACCUUUUUCUUUCUUUCUUUAUUCAUUCUUUCUUUUCUCUUUCUUCAUUCUCUCUUUUUCUUUCUUUUUCGAUUCUUUUUACCUUUUCAUUUGUAAAAAUAAAUAUUUUUAUCCUUUUUUUCUGUUGCGUUUCCAAUCAUUUUUUCUUUUUAUUUCUGUCAUUUGUAAAUAUAUUUCUUUCAGUUUUACGUUCUAUUCUUUUUUUUUUACCCUCAUUACCUUUUUUUCCCGCUUAAUUUCUUUUUCUUUCUUUUGCAAAAAUAUUUUUUUCAUGUUCUUAUACAUAAUUUUCUUUCUCACUUGCUUGUUUUCGCAAUUAGGCCGUUUUCCAAUUUUGUUGUUUAAAAAGAAUCCCCCGUUCAUCAUUUAUUAG
Molecule: messenger RNA, 651 nt
Organism: Acanthosepion pharaonis
Lineage: Eukaryota; Metazoa; Mollusca; Cephalopoda; Sepiida; Sepiidae
Source: the annotation of a GenBank genome assembly